Molecule: messenger RNA, 954 nt
Organism: Hirsutella rhossiliensis
Lineage: Eukaryota; Fungi; Ascomycota; Sordariomycetes; Hypocreales; Ophiocordycipitaceae
Exons: 6
Coding region: 1-954 (317 amino acids)
Source: RefSeq, a predicted model, not a curated record
AUGACGCGCCGAGCACGCCAUUCCGCCAUCUCUUACGACUCGGACGCGUCUUACUCCCCCGAGAACGAAUUUGACGAUGGUGGUCUCUUUGACAAAGUUGAGCCCUUCACUCGGAUACUCCAGCUCUUCGGUGGCAACGUUCAUCCACCUGAGUACUACCGGGAAGCCGUUGAGAAAUUCAACGAGACCGCCUACGAAGCUCAAGACUAUAGCGACGGUAGUCUACUGCUCCUCGAUGCCUGCGACGCACAAUGGCGCCAGUACUGCGAGGUGCUGGGUUGUGACCCCCAAAAAUGUUUGGAGUCUGUCUCCGAGUCCAGCUCCCUGCGGCUUUUGUAUAACUUUUUUGACUGGUCCCUCAACCAGAAGGUCGGUAAGGAUGGCAGGAAAAGGCGAGGAACGAGGAAGAGCAGCUCUUUGAGCACAUACUGGAAAGUCUUCCGACUCGUCUUCGAGAGAGCCACUGGAGACAAACUCGACCCGAAACUAAAUCGGCGUAUGCACAAGGUUCUCCGAGACCUCUCCAAAAAACAUGACUUGAGCGACCAGAGGCGAGCGAAUCGAUGCAUGACGAUCGAAGAUCUCAAGGAGCAAAUCGAAACGACAAUUAGCACGACAAAAAAAUCCUCGCCCCACAUCCAUCCUGCGUCUCCGGUUUGGAGACAUCCGGCUGCACUGGUGAAAGACCCAGAAGGUGGACCGCAUAAUAUUUUGAUUCGCUUCACCUUAGCCUUCACGAAAACGUACCUCGGUGUCAAAGAUGCGAAAACAUUUCCUCUUCCAGAGACCUUGGCCGACCCUUCCUUGCUACUCAAUCCUCACAUCUUCCUGCUAGGCAUUCUUUUCCGCCAUCGCGCGUUCCGAGCAACAAGUCUCAAUUCACCCGCACAGCUUGCCAAUCUUGAUAUCCACCCUGAGGAGCGGAGCUACCUCUGCCGCUCAAGGACGAUCUAA